CGCGAUUUUGAAAAGAAAAUUUCUGUAUAUUUAAACAUAAGCAAAGGUCAAUUGUAUACCUUGUAUAAUUGUAUUGUAACAAAACAUGUAAACAAAAGAACCGCAAGCGUUAUAUAUCUUCAAAUUUUAAACUACGGUGUAUCAAGUUAAAGUCGAAAUGUUUGGCUUGAACAGAGCAAUGUUGGGAAGAAGUUACAGCAGAAUUAUAUUGGCACGAUUUCGUCAUAGUCAAGCGGGAUACCAAGUUAAGCAUAGAGAAUUUUUUGGGUUGCAGCAUCCAUAUUAUUCACUUAAUUUGUGCUUAGUCUGUGGAUAUCACACUCAAACCAUAUCCAAUGCUACCCUUAUUGAAGAUGGUAUUAGAUCUAAACAUAACCUUAGUUUCCGCAAUCUAACCCCUCCUAUGAUAUCCAGGCAGAAACUUUGUACAUACUGUAACCAAGCACAUCAUAAUGGCAGCAUUUUAUCACACAAUCAUAGACUGAACAGCCAGCGAAAUGGACUUUUGACACCCAUUUUAAGGCUGGAUUUUUCACAACUGCAUGGUCAGGAAGGAAUAAAGUCUGUAGAAAUUCCCAUUGCGGCCAAAAUGAAACCUCUCACAGCAAAAGAAAUUAAGCCGCUACUUAACCCAGAGGAGAAGUCAAAGGUUGAGGAAACAUGUGAAAACCUUAAAGCCAAAAAACAGGCAGAAACAGCUAAGACUUUGAUUGAGGCCAUGGACGAAGCUUUUCAACCAAAGAAACCAGAACCAGAACCUGUCAAGAAAUCAUUAGUUGAAAGAAUUGUUCAUGAGGUCAAACAUUACGCCAACGGAUUUCGAUUGUUGUUUAUUAAUAUUCGGAUAUCUGUGAAAGAAUUGUGGAAAGUGCUGAAUGGCCAGGAAUUAUCAAGGAGGGAACGAAAACUUUUUCUACGAACAGUCUCGGAUCUUUUCCGUCUCGUUCCCUUCAUGGUAUUUCUGAUCAUUCCAUUCAUGGAGUUUCUCAUUCCUGUUGCGCUAAAGCUGUUUCCAAACAUGUUGCCAAGUACUUUUGAAGACAAGACCCAAAAGGACAAGGCCAAAAGGAAGCAGUUGAAAGUUAAACUGUCUAUGGCAAAGUUCCUUCAGGACACUGUAGAAGAGAUGGCAGUGUCUGCUGAAAACCAAGAGAGCCAGGAUGAAACAAAAGCGUUUUAUGAUUUUAUCGAAAAGAUUCGUUCAAGAGGAGAGCAACCCAGUAACAAGGAUAUCAUAAAAUUCAGCAGAUUAUUUGAGGAUGAAAUUACUCUGGGAAACAUGACCUAUGCCCAGUUGAAAGCCAUCAACAGGAUGUUGGCCUUGCCGACUAUUGGUUCUAGGACGUACUUGCGUUUCCAGCUAAACAUGAAACUCAGGCAGCUCAGAGCUGAUGAUGUUUUGAUCAAGAAAGAAGGUAUUGACAGCUUGACAGUAUCUGAGCUGCAAUCAGCUUGUCAAGCAAGAGGUAUGAGAGCCUUGGGCGUCCCUACAGAAAGGUUGAAAUCGCAGCUAAGUCAGUGGUUAGAGCUGCAUCUGGACGAACAUGUUCCGGCCUCGUUGCUUCUGAUGUCUCGUGCUUUAUACAACCCUGAGAAGCUUGCGGAUCCCGUCGAUCAAAUAAAGGCCACGCUGUCAACUUUACCUGAAGACGCGGUCGAAGAGGCUGAAGUCUUGGCAGCUGAGUUAGCCGGGGAGGAGGCUGAUCCACAAACGAAGAUUGAUCUGUUGAAGAAAGAGGAGUUGUUAUGCGAGGAAGAGAGGGUCGAGGAAGAGAUUUUGAAAGAGGAAGAUAUGAAAAAAAAGGAAGUGUUGGACUCAACUGAGCUAAUGGAGGCCAGAGAGAUUUUGUUUAACCAGAUGGAACUGCUUAAGGAACCCAGUCCAUUCUUACAUCGAGAUGAUGAUCAAAUAUCCAAAGAGGAAUGGAAAACGCUGGACCAAUCUUGGAAGAGCAGCCAUGAUGCGGCUAAAGAGGACCUCCAUAGGAUACGCGAGGAUCGCGUAGAGUACCAGGAGGAACUGCGGGAAUUGAAAUCUCUCGAUGUCAUGAACACGAUGAAAGAAAGUGCUGCGUCAGUACGUAUCGGAAAACGAGUUGAUAAACUGAUCGAAGAAUUAGAGCAAGAACUGGACGAUAUAGAAGAAGAUACAACAUUGGUUCUGGAUCAAGACAAAGAUGGAGUCAUUACAACAGCAGAGUUUCUCAAUUACAUGAAAGGAAGAGAAGGAUGUCCUAAAGCCACUAAAAUUGAGAAAAUAUCGAAGAUUUUAGACGAAGAUCACGACGGAAAGAUAAGUGUUGCUGACCUCAAUAAGGUUUUAGCUCUGAUUGCUGAGCAAGACGUUGAACUAAAAGAACCGCAGAUAUCUGACAUCAUUCGCGUGGUUACCAUGGAAAAGCAAGCUGAAACACAAGCCCCAUGAAGGAAUCUAACACCCAGCUAAGUGGAAACAUCGUAUAGCUCGUUUCUUCAAAACAUACAUUUUUAACGACCCAAAUAUGCGAUAGAUCAUUCCACUAUUGAACUAAAUUUUGAAUCAGGAAAGUUCAUAUUUACAGUUAGAAAGAGCAUCUUCAUUUAAUAAAAUUGGGAGCUUUGGUUACCGAAUAUCUUACAGUUGGUUUCAGCAAACUUUUCACACAAAUAUUUGGAACUUUGUUUGGAAAUUCGCAAGUUCGUUACGAAGUUCAAAUAUUCCUAAUUAAAUUGCAAUCCGUUUUGUAAACAAAGCUUUUUACUGGUUCAGAAUUUGAAAUGAUCCAAUCAAAUGCGUUGUUUGCAAACCGUUUUAAUGUUGAUUUAAUUAUGAAUUUUUGAACUUUCGAACUUGCGAAUGAAUUUCUAAGCGAUAUUCCGAAUAUUGGUGUGAAAAACCGACUGUCGGGCUGGAUUUCAGCAUGCAGCGAAGUGGUUCGCUAGCGAAAUAUUUGCAUAUUUUCUUUUCAAUUUUAACAGCAUAAAUAAUUGCUGUUCUCAAUUAGAAAGGAAAUGUGCAAAUAUUUCGCUAGCGUCUGGUGAACCAUUUCUCUGCAAAUCGAGUCUGCAAGGAAAUCCAGAAUAACAUGCACAAUUUUUUUCCACAAAAGCGUUAUAACACUUCCCAAUUUUACUAAAUCUUGGUUGUUAUUUCUCUGCUGUGCGGCUCUGUUCUGACGAAUUUUCCUUGACCUUGUUUUUCAAAAGUGAGUUGGUGGAAUGGUCUGUUAAAGGAAAUAAAGGAAAUAAUAACUCAAAAGCAGACGUAUUUGUGUAAUGAAUAUAUUAUCAUUUGUGGUAAUAUAUUUGAAAUACUAUAUGCAAUGGAAAUCUCUGAUUGACUUUAACUUAAUGUCUUUUACAAAUAAUUAUUAUAUGGGAAUCAAUUAUAUUACA
This is a messenger RNA of Dendronephthya gigantea, 3375 nucleotides long. Its product is annotated as mitochondrial proton/calcium exchanger protein-like. The transcript is spliced from 14 exons. The record is from RefSeq and is a predicted model, not a curated record. NCBI's taxonomy places the organism in Eukaryota, Metazoa, Cnidaria, Anthozoa, Malacalcyonacea, Nephtheidae. Gene Ontology annotation, biological process: intracellular monoatomic cation homeostasis. The coding region runs from base 158 to 2425 and encodes 755 amino acids. Gene Ontology annotation, molecular function: ribosome binding; calcium ion binding. Gene Ontology annotation, cellular component: mitochondrial inner membrane.